This is a messenger RNA of Tuber melanosporum (Perigord truffle), 587 nucleotides long. RefSeq lists its product as uncharacterized. The record is from RefSeq and is a predicted model, not a curated record. Lineage: Eukaryota; Fungi; Ascomycota; Pezizomycetes; Pezizales; Tuberaceae. Gene Ontology annotation, cellular component: mitochondrial outer membrane. The transcript is spliced from 2 exons. The coding region runs from base 90 to 389 and encodes 99 amino acids. Gene Ontology annotation, biological process: mitochondrial outer membrane translocase complex assembly; protein insertion into mitochondrial outer membrane.
CAAUCCACCUCCCUUCCUCACCUCACCCCACCUCGCCACCAUAAAUCUAUCUCAACCACAGCUUCACAACCAAACAACUGAACCGAAAAAUGUCGACCGAAGCAACCGCCGCCACUCCCCAGCCUUCCUCCUCUACCACCUCCUCGCCCAUAAUACUCUACAAACCGCCUACGAUCCAGAAACUCCUCCGCACCGCAGCGAUAAACCUUGUGCUGCCCUUUAUUAAUGGUCUUAUGCUGGGCUUUGGGGAACUGUUUGCGCACGAGCUUGCGUUUCGAUGGGGGUGGGGGGGCACUCGGGUGUUUCCAUCUAGUCGUGUUGCGGCACCGGGGGUUGAGGAUAAGGUGGAUGAGCGGGGGCGGAAGGUGAAGGGGCGGGGAAGAGGAUAGGGUUUUGGAGGAGCUUACAGGUUUGGAAUAGGGAUGGGAUGAUUGCGGAUGUGGGGGAGGGGGUGUAAAUACGGGGGUGGGAAUGGAAGUUUAACUUCCUCUUUUUCAGUUCGCUUGUUUGUCAGUUCGCUUGUUUGUUUUUGCGCAGUGGAGGUUAUAUACACUUUGCGGAAUGGAGCGGACAUUGAACAUUGAGAA